Botrytis cinerea B05.10 is the source of this 3058-nucleotide messenger RNA. RefSeq lists its product as hypothetical. The coding region runs from base 503 to 1612 and encodes 369 amino acids. Gene Ontology annotation, molecular function: S-adenosylmethionine-homocysteine S-methyltransferase activity. The transcript has a single exon. The record is from RefSeq and is a predicted model, not a curated record. Gene Ontology annotation, biological process: S-methylmethionine cycle. NCBI's taxonomy places the organism in Eukaryota, Fungi, Ascomycota, Leotiomycetes, Helotiales, Sclerotiniaceae.
GAGAGCUAUUAAUUACUUGUAGAGAAGAGCUAAAACAUCAAGUUCUCCUUUAUCUUCCAUAAAUUGAGACGAUAUACUUCAAGUAGAUUCCGAGUAAUAUACGCACACUUGGUUUCUCAUCUUAGCUGCUAGAAGAAGAGGCUUUGAUCAAUCUUUCCUAAUUUUUGCUAACAUAAGCAUGAAUGAAGUCGUUCAUACAAAAUUGUAGAUGCUGUUAUCUGCUGUUUCAAAGCAAGAGUGAGUCUAAAACUUCAAACUACUCAUCGCGUCCUCUUAGGUAACUUUUAAUCUGCCGCGUAAGGCUAUCCAUUGAUAGCGCCAUCUUUUCAGCAAGAGCGGGUCGAGAGAAAACCCUUUGAAUACCCCACUUCGCAUACUUUCCGUCCUCAAUCUACCCUCUACUGUAUCCCACAUACAGAGUACAUUGUAGUCCAACUUAUCAACCGUCAUUGGUCCUGUCGACCCUCUAUCCCGUGUUCGUCAGAUUUUACAGCUUCUCAAAAUGUCCCCCGGUUGUAAAAUCCACCUCCUUGAUGGAGGUCUUGGCACCACCCUUGGUGAUUCUCACCAAGUACAGUUCACAGAAAAAGAACCUCUCUGGUCCUCUCAACUCCUUAUUCCAACUCAUCCCCAUGGACCCAAAACACUCCUCGCUACUCAAAAGUCCUUCGUGGACGCCGGUGCUGAUAUCUUAUUAACCGCAACUUAUCAAACGAGUUAUGAAGGAUUCGGAGGAUCAGGAUAUGCUGUUCAUUCACACUCAUCUUCUAACUCGGGAAAAGCAGAUGGGGAUAAAGAAGAAGUAAAUGGCAUUAUGAGAAGCGCCGUAGAUAUCGCUUCCGAUGCAUUUUCCACCAAGAAAGAUUCAAAUGGCAAAAUUGCACUAAGUCUUGGAGCAUACGGUGCGAUCAUGACUCCGGGACAAGAAUACACGGGAAAGUAUGAUGAUGACCAUAAAUCGAGCGAGCAAUUGAGCUCAUGGCACCAUGAGAGAAUUUCGGUUUUCUCGAGAGAUCCAAAAUGCUGGGAGAGAGUUGACUAUGUUGCGUUUGAAACCAUUCCAUUGUUGGAGGAAAUUGAGGGUGUAAGAAAAUCCAUGGGAGAAGUUGAAAACUCGAAUGGUGGAACGGCUGGAAGCAAGCCAUUUUGGAUUACAUGUGUAUUCCCUGGCGAAGGAAAUUGCUUACCAGGUGGAAGCUCUGUGCAACAAAUUAUGCAAGCAAUGUUGGGCAACAAAGGCGGAUCCCCAGUACCUUUUGGAAUCGGUCUGAAUUGUACCAAAGUUGGAAAAGUUGAGUCUUUGAUAUUAGAAUUCGAGCAAGAAGUCAAGGCUUUAAUCGAGAAAGGGGAUGUCAGUGAAUGGCCAUCUUUGGUAGUAUAUCCCGAUGGAACAAUCAAGGGCGAAGUCUACAAUACUUCUACCAAAGUAUGGGAAAUCAGAGAGCCACCAGGAAAAGAAGAUUUGCAAUGGGACGAGGCGGUUCUUGAGAUUGUCAGAAGGGCAAGGGAUAGGGGGUUGUGGGAGGAUAUUAUUGUAGGAGGUUGUUGCAAAACUACGCCUAGGGAGAUUGGGAAACUGAGGGAGAGGAUCGAUCGACUUGAUAAGGAAUAAUCGAAUAGAUGCAAUGAGAACCAAUCUCAUACUCAAGUGGUCUCGAAAGGGAGUUGAGAAUGUUUUGGAGAUGAGCCUGCAUCUAGCUGUAUCGAAAUCGAACUUGAAUUUGGAUCUCGUCAAAGCUUUUACGUCUGUUUUCGUGUUCCUUGGAAAUGAUAAAUCCAACCCCUCUUCGGUAACAUUUUGAGCCAAUCAAAUUCCCUCUCAUCAAGUUCUCUCAUCGUCCGGUACGCAAUGUCAGCACCAAUGUUUUUUCUUUCGCUUAAAGAUAUAACACGUUUUUUCUAUCUAAUUCCUAUCGAGAGAGACCCCCGAUGCUCUCCCGACGCUCUCUACAAGAGUCAAAGAGUUUUCCGAUUCAGAUGACGAAUUGCUCUGCAGGGCUUUAUAUGAGAUUACAGGGAUUUCAGCUAUCGGAACAUCAUUGGAGAAGGGAGAGGACUCAGCAAAAAUCUCGUCGGCGGGCAUGGUGACAGAUAAAACAAGCAAAGUAGAAUGUUCAGGAUAAUACUGGUGAAUUGGACUGGGCUGCUAAACGUUUGGACUUCUUUUGUUCUUACAAAGUAUUGUGAUUGACUUUCUAACACCCUGGAUGCAACGGUGAAUAGCACCUUGGAAGCUAAAGCCAUCCUGUUUCAAUCUUGAUCAUGCUAUUGGUUAUUGCUAUCCCUCCCCCCCGGCAAUGCUCUUACCGAAAACCUGACCGAAACCAACAGUACUAACGGUGCCAAAGUGUAAUCAGUUUAUCUGGAACAUAGUUGUAGUUGCAUUGGCUAGAUGAAGGUGGCAUCGUUGCAGCAAAUCGACUAAUAAACUUCAACUACAAUCCAACGUCUGAGAAAACGCAAUUCUGAUUGACUAGCUUAUAUGUGAGGUUUAGGGGAGAAACAUGCGUCCCAGCCUAUCGGAAUACUGACCUAUAAAAGGUUACAUAGAUCAUAUUGCAUCCCACCCUCAUGGGUACUACGUACGUGGCAUCUCCAUUUAUAGAGUGGGGUGGAGACACCAUAUAGUUUGGUAUUCCUUCGUGAGAAGAAGGCUGAUGGAAUGAAUUUGUUCCUUUGUCCCUGCAUAUUUUCAAUGUACAUACACGUUAGUAUAUCCAUUCAACACAACUAGUUGCUUGAAAAUGUGGGCGAAUAAAUUGCAUGCCUGAGUGAAAUAUGGGGGACGUGUGAUAUUUUUUCGCGGAGACGAGUGUUGGUUAUUUGUACCAAGGACUUGUGUACAUUAAAAUUUUGGCAUUUGCGGUUGGAUACCGCUCUAUCUUACGGGAUCAGAUCACUUUUAGAGGCGACUGCAUAUCGACAUGUGUGGGAUGGAGGCGUUUCAUCUGAGAAACUAAAAUAUUAUCCUAAAGUCUAGGUGGCCAUAGCCAUUCAAUUACAAUGAUGAACUGAAUGAAAGUGAUCGAACUUCCAAAGUACUUUCAAUCAUCAUACA